Microplitis demolitor is the source of this 8671-nucleotide messenger RNA. It is a transcript of the gene Piezo, whose product is annotated as piezo-type mechanosensitive ion channel component. NCBI's taxonomy places the organism in Eukaryota, Metazoa, Arthropoda, Insecta, Hymenoptera, Braconidae. The record is from RefSeq and is a predicted model, not a curated record. The transcript is spliced from 16 exons. The coding region runs from base 495 to 8237 and encodes 2580 amino acids.
UGGCUGGUCGCGUAAUUAUCAUAAUUAUUAACAUUACAUAUAUAUGUAUAUGUAGAUAUUUAUUUAUCUAGAAAAGUGGUCUUACAUAAUUUAUAAAUAUUACAAAAUAUUAAAUAUAUAAAAAUUAUUGAAUUUAUUUACUGUAUUAGUCGAUAAUUUAAACGAUUUUUAAACGUGGAUUCAUAACCAAUAUGAUGCCGGUUUUAAAUACUCACACGUUUUAUUAUCAGUGACUUUUACUUGUGACUCGUAAUAAUUAUACGUAAUUAUAUCUUAAAAAAAUGUGAAGAAAUAAGUUGAUAAAUAGUUAACUGACUAAUUAAAAAUAAUUAAUGAUAAUUAAGUAUGAUUUUUUUUUUUAAGUGAACAUUUUUUGAAAAUUAGCUGGUUGAAAGGACGAAAAGUUUAAAAAUAUAUUUGAAGGUGAUAAUUAUAUUUAAUGAGACCUUGAAAAAAAAAAAAUCCAAAAAUAAAGGACUUAAAAAAAAAUUACCAUGGGUCAAUAUUGGCUUAAUGUCGCGAUUCUAAGAAUCGUCAUACCUGGAACAUUUACAGCAUGUACAAUAUGGCGGCCAACAGCACUAUCGCUGAUCUACUUGAUUAUGAUGUUAAUAUCACCAUUUAUUCCAAUACCAACUUCCGAAUCGAUGAAAAAAGCAACCGGGCAUUACUUGAAAUCAUGCAUAGCUCUGACAUUUAUAACCGGCAUCAUACAAUUUAUUUUCCAAAUAAUUCUCUUAUCAGUGCCAUCGAUUUGGGAAAAGUUAACAGAAAACUGCAGCUUCCUGGAAGAACUAUUCCGACAUAUUGGUCUAGUUCACAUGGACAGGGCAACAGUAUUCGAAGUAUUUUACUGGUUACUUCCGGAAAUAGUUACAUUACCAAUAAUGAUAACUCUGUACUGUCUGUGCCGGAGAUUCACAUCAGAAAGUUAUCAGCAAGACCCCGAAAAUUCGUCAAUUCAAGACCAACAUUUGCAAUCAUCGUUAACUAAAUUUGCCGAAGAACGCAAUACUAAAAUAAUAAACUUCCUCGGAAGAAUAGGAACUUACAUAGUUCUGGCAUCUCUGUGUUACACUGCAACCUUAUCACCUUCUGUCGAAGGAGGAUUUUACUUCCUAGUUUUCUUAGGAGCCGCAACCUGGUGGGCAUGCAAUCGGGAACUUGUACGAAACUUUGCGAUAGUAUGCAGAAUUGUGAUGGUCGUCGUGGUAUGUCACAUAGUUGUCUUGAUGUCUUAUCAAAAUCAAUGGCCGCAAGAAUACAUUCCAGUUGACAGUCGUUGGUCACGGUAUUUCUCACUUGAAGCUUAUUAUAGAAAUAAUUGUACUGAUCCAAGACACACGAUAUUUACUCGAGAGAAUGAAGAAUGGAUUCAAAAUGGAUACGCAUAUGCUCUGAGACUUUUUUGGCUCUACUACAUUCUUGCUCUUCAAUCACAAUUUCUCUUUAAAGCUCCGACAUCUACUACAAAUACUACAACUCAACCAGAUGAAAGAACGCCCAAUAAUAAUGCGCAUAGUGCUACAAACAUUACUGAUACGUUGAUGCGCUUUGGAUCUGGGCGAGCUGGACUUUUACAAGAUUCAACAGGAAGUGUAAUAGUCCAAGAUGGACAUAAUGAUGAUAAUAUACAAAUGCAGUCUAUUGUUGAAGACACACAGGAAGAUCAUCCCGGGCCAAUCGAACAAAUUAUAAUGGCCAUUUAUUCAAUCCUACAAUUGUUCGUCCACUCAUCUUACUUAGCAACAAACAUCUUAAUGAUGACUUGGUCCAUCAUGUACCACAGCUGGACUACAUUCGUCUUUCUCUUAUGGGCUCUGAUAAUAUGGAUGGCGCCGAGCAAGCGCUCAGCAAUGAUGAAAUGCUCGCCGUUUGUCGUCAUGUACGGAACAAUACUUCUCCUAGUUUGUUAUGUUUACAGCAUGAAUUUAACGACCGAUGAGUUACCGGGUACGAUUGUUGGUGUUCCGAUGUACGAAGUCGGUUUUCCGAACCCAACAGAAUUAAAGAGCUGGCACUUGAUGGUGAAAUGUGGAUUCAUGGUAAUGUUCUGGAUAACAAUGCGCCAAUAUAUGUCCGAACGGCAUCAAGCCCGACAGACAUCAGCGCUCAGAGACAUGAUAGCUCCGCUUCGCGUUUCGUUAUCAGCAGCCACCGCGAUGCAUCACCAGACACCUGAAAUAAAAAGUAAAUUUAUGAAAGACGUCGGCACUGUUGUCAAAAAAUUACUAACGAAAUUCUGGAUUGUCGUCGUCGCGAUAAUGCUUUUCACCAGCGGAAUAACCGGGGAACGAAUGACACUCUUUCGUAUUAUGUACAUGUCACUAUUUCUCUUCUUCGUAAUAUCGUUUCAAAUUUCGUGGGUCGCGUGGAGAAAAAUGAUGUACGGAUUCUGGAUAACUGUCAUCGCAUACUCAGUUAUCAUGUUGAUUCUCGUAUACACAUAUCAAUUUCGCGACUUCAUUAAAUACUGGGAACAUCUGGGUAUCAAUGAACGGUUGCAAAAUGACAUUGGACUUGAAGUCUACAAAACAAAGGACUUAUUUGUCCGUCUGCUGACACCGACGUUCUUUGUGAUAAUAACCGUAAUCCAAAUCCAUUAUUUUCAUGAAAAUUUUCUCGAAGCAACGGACAUCGAAAAGGUCCAGGUGCUGCCAGAAUCACAGCGCAACAAUUCGGAUGCUUCAACAUUACCACCGACGUCAACUCUGGAUGUUCUCUUGGGCCCGGAUCAAGAAUCAUCAACAAUAUUCACACUCAGACAGUUAAAACACAUGUCGAAGUUAGAAAGAGCUGCAUUUUUACGUCGUACUAUUAAGCAGCUCAUUGAUUUUUACAAUUACAUCUGGCUGAUUCUGGAAAUUCAUAUCCAAAAAAUAAUAUUUACAUCUUUGAUAAUACUCUGCAUUAAUGACGUGUGCGCAAUUAAUUUAAUUUUCGUCACAGCGAUUGUCAUUAUCAUUAAUUUCAAACGUCCAAUUCAAAUAAUGGGCAUCAAUAGUAUGUCUGUAGCAAUUGCCUUGUUGAUGGUAACAAAAAUGCUCUACCAGAUCCAGUAUAUCGACCCCACAAAUUUCAACGUCAAUUGCACCCGAGAAAAUCCAGACGGUAACCAAACACUCAAGACUUAUAAUAUCGCCGAGUGGAUUGGAUUGAAAAAAGCUUCUGCUGCAUGGGAUACUUCUGAGGUCAAUGCAAACAAAGUACCAGUUAACGAUAAACCUUCUGAGCAAGAAAUGCUUGCGUAUUUACUCAAAGGUUACAUUGCUAUCGUUCUUGUGACAACACUCCGAGCAAUUAUUACCGUGCGUCAAAUUUUCUAUCGCCAUGGACGCGGAGAGUCACCAGAAACACCGGAAGUAAUGUUUCCGAAAGUAAAAAGAGCUGACGCGGACAGAGGAAUCGCAGAGUGUCUUAAAUUUCUCCUGAACUACGGGUUCUAUAAAUUCGGAGUCGAAUUUUGUUUGAUCGGUCUCGUGAUACUGAUCGGCACACGUUUAGAUUUUUACUCAGUCGUCUAUGGGGUCUGGUUAUUAAUUUUAUUCGCCCAAUCGCGGCGCAGGACAGCCAGAAUUUGGCCACUCUUCAGAAUAUUCGCAAUCAUUUUGCUGCCACUGCAGUAUUUUUUCGUGGUAGCGCCGCCAACGUGGCUGUGCAUCAACUACCCCUGGGUUAAUAUUUACCGAAGGCUUCAAGAGUGGAUGUACCUUCCGGACCCGGACAACUCACCGAAUCCCAGGAAACUGAUAUGCGAUUUCUUCCUACUUUAUAUGAUAAUUCGACAGAGCUUGGUGUUCAACACCGAAGCUAAUUGUGUUGCCAACAACAUUGACCACCCAGCUGGACACAAUUACUCAGUCUUCCGAGAUAUGGACAAGCCGAACUUUGUCAAUCCAGUUAAAGAUUACGUGUCGCACAUCCACAGCUGGCUGGAUGUCAUAAAGAGAGGAGUGAUGAUGAGUUUCAUGUGGAUCACGCUGUCGAUGAUGUUCCUCGCUGGCACCAACAGAACAAAUCUCUUCUCGCUUGGUUACUUAAUAGGGGCAUUUAUUUUUCUAUGGCAAGGAAGUGACUUUUAUUUGCGACCACUGAGAGUAAUUCUCAGGUGGUGGAAUCUUUUGAUUGGCUACAAUGUUGUCGCUAUUUUUUUGAAAGUCCUGUUCCAAGGGUUCGGCUGCAUACUUAUGACACAGUUCCAAGAAUCCGCAUGCUGGUUAGUUCAACUGCUGGGAAUAUCCUGCUAUCAGUAUAAAAAUUCUCAGUAUAAAAUAGACACGACUGAUGACUUGAAAUGCCCGAUGCCGAGAGAUGACAGCGGUCUGAUAUGGGAUGGAUUCUGCUUCGCGUUUCUUAUAAUACAGAAACGUUUGUUUAAAAGUUAUUACUUCUUCCAUAUCGUUGAUGAAACCAAAGCGAUGAGUAUCCUCGCGUCCCGCGGAGCUGAGCUGCUUGAAAAUCUUCAUCGUAAACGUAUCGAAUUUCAAGAGAGUGUGGAAAAUGCUAUUCUGCAGAAUAUUAAAUUGAAAAUGGAUAAAAUAAAAGCUGACCAACAAAAAAUCCGGGGUCCGAGUUACGAACCAGGGCAUCAUAAAGUUGAUUCGCUCUAUCCGAGAGAUCGGCCAUUGUACAGACAUCGUGCUCCAAAAACUAAUCGAGAGGCUAUGAGAUCUGGAGAUUACUACAUGUUUGACGACGUGGAUGAUGAAGAUGUUACUGAAGCUUUACCGGAUUCAGAAAUGGAAAUAGAUGAAGAAGAACAACGACAGCAACAGCGACAUAAAGGUCGUAGAAUGACCGUAUCAGAGCUGAUGUCGACGCUGUUUAAGACAGACAUAGAGAUCGCGACCCAUGUUGCCAUGUACGGAGGAACACCCAAGGAUGCACUGAGAUUGAGACGUCAAAGUAUGCCGCUAUCCCGCAAGAAAUCAUCCAUGUCCUAUCUAAGCGCACGUUCAGAAACAGAGACUGCCGCGACAACCGAUGAAGUGGAUCGUUCGAGUGAUACAUCAGCGAGACGACAAACACAAAAAAGUAAAAAAGAUGAUACACGUAAAAGUCCAUCGGACUCGGAAGAAAUUGUUGAUGAAAAGGACAGCAGUGAUGCUUCUCAAGAAGAUGAUCCUGCUAAGAAGAAAGUUUCUUUCUUCACUUACUUUAAAUUUAUGUUUGAACUUAUCAAUAGUUUUAUAAUAUCCGCUACGAGAUAUUUGAAUAGAUUCUCAAGAGACUACCGAUACAUUCGUAAAGUUUUGAGUAAAGAAAAAUUAAUUUUAAAGUCGAAACCUGAUUUCCGAAUGGGUAUGAGAUUGGGUAUCAAUCAAAUAUGGCAGCCAAUACCUUUAAUGAAAGAAAGAUCAGAGACGGAAGCGAGUUCACGAGAAACGAUUGCUAUUGAGGACCAGGAUCAACUAGAAACAAAAAGCGAAAGGAAGGAGAGCUUGCUGACUGUGCCACACAUCCGAAUCCUGGCGCCGAGUUUGGAGCGAGGAUUGGACGUGUCCUCCUCCAGUUCAAUGCUGACGCGAACGCAGCCAAUAUCCCAAGCAGAAGACGACGAACCGGAACUGUCAGAAGUGGACCAACCAACAAUCAUUCAAUUACUAGCUUCCAUAUGGUUUGGAAUUCUCGCUCACUCAACAUUCAUGUGCUACUUCAUAAUAUUUUUGCAUCAAAUAAAAAACGCAUCAGUUCUGUCGACUCCUUUGCCGCUGAUGGUCUUUUUCUGGGGCUCCCUGACGAUUCCGCGUCCGUCUAAAACAUUUUGGGUGACAGUAAUCGCUUACACGGAAGCUAUUGUCAUCAUAAAAUGUAUCUUCCAGUGGGACUUGAUCAUCUGGAACCAGGAUGUGCCGUCGCGAAAUCCCUUGGCAACAACAGCAAUAAUCGGAGUCGAACGCAAACCAAAUUACGCGCUCUGGGAUUUGCUGCUUCUCCUUAUGGUAUUUUUCCACCGGUUUAUGUUGAAGUCUCUGGGCCAGUGGACAACUCCAUACGCAACCAGAAAAAUAAUCCCUUCGAAAUUAGUAAUUGGACCAGAACGUUCGUCACCCGUUAGCGGUACCAGUCAAUCUGGAUCAGCUCGCCUUCAAUGGCAAAAUGAAGACCAGUCUCAUUCGAACCAAGACUUGUCUGUAUCAACAUCAAAAGAUCCACCAAAAGUUGCCGGUACCUCAGACGAGGCCUCGGACUAUCACAAUACAGACAGCGACGACGAGCGUUUGGUUGAAAUGAGAAACGAAGAGACGAAUGUAUGCGACGCAAAUCUUUCAACAGCAAUCAGUAUGACAUUUAAAAAAUAUCUCGAGCCAUCGAAAAAUUUUUUCGCCAACAUUUUGAAUCCCGAGGGCAAAGAAAAAUCAAACGUCUACGCCUACAUGUUUCUAUGCGACUUUUUCAACUUUCUAUUAAUAAUAUUUAGAUUUUCUUCGUUCGGUACUCAGCAGGGUGACGGUGGUGUCACUGCUUACCUCCAAGAAAAUCGCGUGCCAAUGCCAUUUCUCAUAAUGAUGCUCAUACAAUUCGCUCUGAUUGUCAUCGACCGCGCGCUUUAUCUGCGAAAAUCAAUCCUAGGAAAAUUAAUUUUCCAAUACUGUCUAGUUGUCGGUAUCCAUAUCUGGAUGUUCUUCAUUUUGCCCGGAAUAUCAGGCCGCGCAUUCAAUGAUAAUUUACCCCCACAAAUUUGGUACAUGAUGAAAUGUUUCUAUUUAUUACUCGCGGCCUAUCAACUACGACUCGGGUAUCCAACUCGCAUACUCGGCAAUUUCCUGUGCAAAAAAUACAGCAUAAUAAAUUACUGUCUAUUCAAAGGGUUCAUGUUCGUGCCAUUUUUAUUUGAAUUGCGCGCCGUGAUGGACUGGAUCUGGACCGACACAUCAAUGACCGUGAUGGACUGGUUCAAAAUGGAAGACAUAUUCGCCAGUAUAUACCAGAUAAAAUGCAUGCGCGGACUGGAAGCUGAUUUUCCCCAAGCACGUGGUGAGAAGAAAAAACAACUGAGCAAAUAUUUAGUCGGCGGCGGAUUACUUUUGCUGAUUAUCGGACUUAUUUGGUUCCCAUUGCUGCUGUUUGCUCUCAGCGGCACUGUCGGGAUGUCAAAUAUACCAUCAGAAGUAUCUCUGAGAAUUCAAAUCGGUUCACACGAGCCGAUUUACACAGCGGCAGCACAAGACGCAUCGAUAUUUCCUUACACCGACGAAGAAUUUAAAUCUCUAAGAGGAAUUUAUACUUCCGACAGACCUGCGCUUACUUUCCUUUACAAUUAUGGGUCCAGUGACGUAGCGACUGUCAAAUUAAGUAAAUCAACUCAAAGAAUAUGGGGCAUUACCCCACUGGAGAAGGAGCAAUUGAAAAAUGAAUUGAAGUCAAAUAUAACAAUGAGUAUCCACGUCGAAUGGACGGUAUCGAGAAAGACAGACGUAAAAGAUUUUUCCGGUGUUUCAACGACAUCGAAUGUUAUUCCACUACCGGCAUACGUCGACGGUGAAUUUAAUCAAUUGAGAACAAAUCUGUCGAUAUUACUAUCGUCUGAUAAUGAUAAUCCUAAUGUGACUUUAUCAGUGCCGAGCGUAUUUCCAAAAUUUUUGAAAGUUACAAGCCGGAAUACGAGCGUAGUUGAACAACUGCUGCACAUUCCAUCGCAAAAUUAUUUGCAAGAUGAUGAAGUUGAAUAUGGGGUCAAUAAUAUGUACCGGAAUGUCACAUUGCAGUUAGUAUCUGAGGUUGGCCAGCAAUGGUGGAUGGUCCAGGAACAGUGCAAUGAUGAUUUGUACAAUAAGAUACUGAAAAAUGUCCCGCUUAAUGACUGCAGCAACAAUAUUGUCAUGUUUUUGUUCAACGAAAAAGCAUUUCCUGAAGGGUUGAGUUUCUUCAGCGGCAUGGGCAUUCUUGGUCUGUACACCACUGCUGUAAUUGUCGUCAGCCAAAUAAUGAGACGAGUUGUCAGUGACAUGGCACCAAAAAUAAUGUUCGACGACAUGCCGUAUGUUGACAGAAUAUUGAAGUUAUGUUUGGACAUUUAUUUGGUACGCGAGAGCAAAGAGCUGAGUUUAGAGGAAGACUUGUUUGCUAAACUCAUAUUCUUGUAUCGGUCGCCGGAGACACUGAUCAGGUGGACGAGACCACCUGAGGAUAAUGGUGACGAUGACGUCGACAAUGGAAACGGGUUCAAUGAACCGGAUGAUGAUGAUGAUGUUAGAGUGAGGAGGAGAAAUAAUGAAGGACAGAGUGAGGCGUAGGUUAAUUAACUUUUAAUUUAUUUAGAAGGCAGCGCGAUAUUUUUUUUUUUAAAUAUACUAAGUUCUUGAGAGUAAAUAAUUAAAUAGAAUAAGUUUUACGAAUUUAAUUAAUAGGUCAGUUUGAGAUUCUAAGACUCUGAUGCAUUUUUUUAUACGUGGCCAAAGAAAUAUGAAAUGACAAUUGACUAUUUUUUUUUUACGCUGAUUCAAUUUAAUUAAGAUUUUUUAUUUCAAUUAAUAAAUCAAUAAAUAAUUUUUUUUUCAAAAUAUUUUAUAAUUAAAGCGUAAUUUAUAUAAAUACGUAGAUUCCAUGUAGAAAAUAUUCGUUGUAAAAAAUUUCGAUAUGAGGAAUUUCUUAAUUUGAGACAGAUGAGAACUUUUGUAAUUUUGAAAGUAAAAAAAAAGUUUAUUUAGAAUUUUGUAUGAGUGAAUUU